UGAGUGCAUGACAACGGUAAGACCGUUAGGCAGUAAAAAUGCCUUAGAGUGUUGUGUUGCUCAGGGCUCAUGAACACAACCGUGUCAGUCAGUGCCUGUCUUUCUAACUUGAUAUCAUUCGUUGGUAAAUAACUUUCAGGGUAAAUGUCUCUAAAUCUUCGUGUGACCAUGGAUGCCUUUCGAAGCUUUGUAUACGAAUUGUACAUCAUGGUUAAAUUUAUUUAUCUCAGUGCAAAACAAUUGUUCCAAGAAGCCUGCAGAACUGUGAAACCACUCAAUGAUCCUAUGAAUCGACGAGAAGAAUAUGCUAUAAUCACCGGUGGGAAUCGAGGAUUAGGUUUCUACACUCUUCUGGGCUUGCAGGCUUCUGGAAUGAAAGUCAUUGCAGGUUGCCGGGAUGGAAGAAGUAAACAACAACUAUUUGAGAAUUUGGAAGAAGCUGGUAUUCCAGCCGAUUCAGUGGAAUGGAUAAAUCUCGACUUGUCAUCGUUAAAUUCGGUCAGAAAUUUUGCAAAAGUUGUCACUGACAGAAACAUCCCGAUCAGUCUACUCAUAAACAAUGCCGCCGUCAUGUUCACACCCUAUGGCUUGACAACAGACGGUUUAGAGCAACAGUUUGCUGUCAACUACCUGGGACAUUUCCUCUUAACUCACCUACUCUUACCUCGAUUAAUUGAAGCAGGAAAGCAUCAUCGUUAUGCUUCAAGAAUCGUUAACGUUGCUUCAGAUGCAUCUUACCUCGGCUAUCUAGAACUCAAUGACUUAAACGCCAAGUCUUUUUACAACAGAUUCGUGGCUUAUUCCCAGUCCAAAUUAGCACAGGUUUUAUUUAACGAAAUGCUCCAUGAUCGUUUGACACAAAAUAACUAUCCUGUCAAGUGCUACGCCAUCCAUCCGGGUGUUAUUCAGUCCAAUUGGUACGCCAAUGAAAGGUUCUUGAAAAUUGGUCUUCGUAUCGUCGGCUUCUUACUUAAGAGAGAACCAGUUGCAGCUCAACGAGUUUUGUAUACAGCAUUUUCACCCGAAUUGGAAAACUCCAGUGGUUGCUAUUUUUCUGGUUGCAAAAUAACAAUACCCGCCACCGGUUCACUAUGUCCGAGUAUGCGAUUAAAGCUUUGGGAUGCAACACACAAACUACUUGAUAUUAAAGAAUUCGGGAAGGUGUAAAUGAUCCCUAUAAUAAAAAGCAUGUCAAACAAAAACCAAAGAUCUCAUUUUCUAGUUUCUAACUGAAAAAAAUAAGUAACAAAACAUGAUUCAGGGCUGCAAUCCUCCGAUUUAUUGGAUCGUAGAGUACAGAGAAACAGACAAACGAAGUCGAAUAAUCUAUUCGUCGUCGGCUUCGGCAGAAGCCUCCAGUUUGGAGAGGAAUUCCCUCUUCUUGGUGGCAACACGAGCCUUGCGCUCUUCCAGGGUGAGCCUCUUGGCGUUCCAGCGCUUCUUCUUGAUCUUGGAUGGAUCCUUGCUGGACUUCUGCUUCUCGGGGUCAGCUCGGAUAGCUUCAUGGGCCUUCUUGUACAUGGU
Molecule: messenger RNA, 1524 nt
Organism: Daphnia pulicaria
Lineage: Eukaryota; Metazoa; Arthropoda; Branchiopoda; Diplostraca; Daphniidae
Product: short-chain dehydrogenase TIC 32 B, chloroplastic-like
Exons: 6
Coding region: 145-1167 (340 amino acids)
Source: RefSeq, a predicted model, not a curated record